AUGCCUCUCCCCAAGCGACAGACAUUGCCAAAGAAGGCUGAAAAGGCCGAAAGGUCUGAAAAGGCUAGUGUGCCUGCCAGUGACUCGCGAUUCGCAAAUUUCCAGACCGACCCCAAGUUUCGACUGCCCUCCAAGAAGCACACCAAGACCAAGCUUGAUCCCCGAUUCGCGCGCAUAAAGAGCGACCCGGACUUUUACAACAAGGCCAAGGUCGACAAGUAUGGUCGCAAGAUAUCAGAAGACGCGGGCAAGAAGGUUGUCGAGAGGUUGUAUAAAAUAGAUAGCGAUGGCGACGACGACGACGAUGAACCCGAGCGCCCUGCCGGCAAGAAGCGGGACCAGGCUGUUCUGAAGGAAAUGAAGCGGGUUGAGCAGCAAGGCUUUGACCCAAUUCGGGACGGUGGGCUUGAAUCGUCGUCCGACGAAAGUUCUAGCGACGAAGAGGAAGAAGCAGACAUCUACGAGCAGGCUGAGCUCGCUGGUGAGGGCAAUGAGGUUCCGACUGGUGACAUCUCGGCACGUCUGGCUGCAGUCAACAUGGAUUGGGACAACAUCCGUGCCAUCGAUAUCAUGGCUGUCGCAAACUCUUUCGUUCCAGCUGACGGAAGAAUCCUUAACGUCGUCAUAUACCCCAGCGAGUUUGGUAUGGAGCGUCUGCAACGAGAGGAAAUCGAAGGUCCGCCCCGGGAGAUUUUCGCCUCGACCGCGAACAAGGACAAGGACAAUAUCGGCAUGUCUGACAAUGAUUCUGAUGCCUCGGAUACGGACGAAGAGGGCCAGUCAAAGGCUGUCUUGCAAGAAGAAGAAACUGGGGAAGAGUUCGAUUCGACCAAGCUGAGGGCUUACCAACUCGACCGACUACGAUACUACUACGCUAUCAUCACAUGCUCUUCUGCCAACGUUGCAAAGUCCAUCUACGAUAAUCUCGAUGGCAGGGAGUACUUGACAAGCGCAAACUUCUUCGACCUACGAUUCGUUCCCGAUGGUACCACUUUCGACCAAGAUCCCCACGAUGAAUGCUCCAAGCUACCCGAUGGCUACAAGCCGAAUGAGUUCUCAACGGACGCGCUUACUCACUCAAAGGUUAAGCUGACCUGGGAUGCUGACGACGCCACGAGGAAGGAAGUACAGAAGCGCGCUUUCUCGCGCAAGGAAAUCGACGAAAAUGAACUGCAAGCGUAUUUGGGCACGGAUUCCUCAUCCUCUGAAGACGAAGAGGAGGCUGCAAAGGCAGACAAGGCAGCGAGUCUCAGAGCAGCGUUAGGUCUUGAGGCACCUGGCAAGACCUCCAAAUCGAAGAAGAAGGCUUCCGCAAAGAAUGACCGCGACUUUCCAAAGCCUGACAGUGAGAUGCAAAUCACUUUUACUGGAGGCUUGUCUAAGGAGAGCGGUAGUGGUGGUGUAUUUGAGAACGAUAUUCCUGUGCAAGAGACGACAAUGGAGAAGUACAUACGGAAGGAGAGGGAGAGGAAAGCGAAGCGCAAGGAGAGGUGGGCUGCUAGGAAAGCUGGCAGAGAUCCUGACGCUCCUGCUGAACAGGAGGCCACCAAGCCAGCGGAUGCGAAUGAGGAUGACCCAUUCAACGAUCCAUUCUUUGCCUCUGAUCCCGAAGAAGCUGCUAAGGCCUCAAAGCAGGAGGCUAAGAAAGCUAAGAAGGCCAAGAAGGCAGAGCAGGAGCUUCAAGACCAGGCAGCUGCAGCAGAACGUGCGAAUUUGGAGCUGCUCAUGGCCGAUGAGGACGAUUCCAAGAUGCGCCACUUUGACAUGAACGAAAUUGUCAAAUCAGAGAAGGCUAAGAAGAAGGGAAAGAAGGCCAAAAAGAAUGCCCAAGUGGUGGAAGACAACUUCAAAAUCAACACCACUGACCCACGUUUCGCGAAGUUGUACGAGAGUCAUGAGUUUGCUAUCGAUCCCACGAAUCCUCGGUUCAAGGAGACUGCAGGUAUGAAGGCACUGCUAGAAGAAGGCCGGAAGAAACGAAAGCAAGGAAAGGACGAAGACGAGACAGAAGCGGAACGGGGUAGUAAAAAGUCAAAGCAAGAUACGGCGGAUGAACAGGAGGACAUCAAGAAACUAGCUGCUCGGGUCAAGGCGAAAAGCAAGCAGAAGUAA
Molecule: messenger RNA, 2112 nt
Organism: Bipolaris victoriae FI3
Lineage: Eukaryota; Fungi; Ascomycota; Dothideomycetes; Pleosporales; Pleosporaceae
Exons: 2
Coding region: 1-2112 (703 amino acids)
Biological process (GO): rRNA processing
Cellular component (GO): nucleus
Molecular function (GO): RNA binding
Source: RefSeq, a predicted model, not a curated record